Helicoverpa zea (corn earworm) is the source of this 4757-nucleotide messenger RNA. RefSeq names its product GTP-binding protein Di-Ras2. Gene Ontology annotation, cellular component: plasma membrane. The coding region runs from base 261 to 890 and encodes 209 amino acids. Lineage: Eukaryota; Metazoa; Arthropoda; Insecta; Lepidoptera; Noctuidae. Gene Ontology annotation, molecular function: GTP binding; GDP binding; GTPase activity. The transcript has 4 exons. Gene Ontology annotation, biological process: signal transduction. The record is from RefSeq and is a predicted model, not a curated record.
UUGUACGCUGUGCAGUACCGAUAAUUUUGUAUUGGUUUGCUUUUUGCAGUGGGGCGUUGUAAAUCAAAACCAGAAGAAAAAAUAUUAGAAAUGAUGAAAAUUUAGCAUGGGAUAUAGUGCUACAGCCUUCAGCAAAUUGUAUUCAACCUGGAAUCGUAUUGUUAUGCUAAAGAUGUUUUAAAGUGGUUGUUACAUUAUAACAAUCAGUAUUUGGCAUUUUGAAUUGAUUUCGAAGGAUAAUCCAAUUCUAAAAAUAAGUAAUGCCGGAGCAAAGUAAUGAUUAUCGUGUUGUAGUUUUUGGUGCGGGUGGCGUUGGAAAAAGUUCUCUUGUGCUUCGAUUUGUGAAAGGUACAUUCAGAGAAUCAUACAUACCCACCAUCGAGGAUACCUAUAGACAGGUAAUAAGCAGCAACAAGACAAUAUGCACAUUACAAAUAACUGAUACAACUGGAUCACAUCAGUUUCCUGCUAUGCAAAGAUUAUCAAUUAGCAAGGGACAUGCAUUUAUAUUGGUGUAUUCUGUGAGCAGUCGGCAGUCCUUAGAAGAACUUAAGCCAAUAUGGCAAACAAUAAAGGAAAUAAAAGGCACAGAGCUUCCAAAUAUACCAGUAAUGCUGGCAGGUAAUAAAUGUGAUGAGAGCCCAGAGAUAAGAGAAGUGUCCGCAUCAGAAGGGCAAGCCCAGGCUCAAACAUGGGGCAUCUCAUUCAUGGAGACAUCUGCUAAAACAAAUCACAAUGUCACACAACUUUUCCAGGAAUUGUUGAACAUGGAGAAAAACAGAAAUGUGUCACUUCAAGUGGAUGGUAAAGGCAAAAAAAAGAAAGACAAAGGAUCAAAAGAUGGGGGUGAAGCAUCUGCCAGUGGAAGAGAGAAAUGUAGGAUAAUGUAAAUAUGAAACACUCCAAUAAUAUCUAAUCCCACCAAUCGUAUAACAAUAAUUGCUAGUCAUUUUGAUCCUAGUCAUUAAAUCCAUGUCCCAGCUAAGUUAUUUACCAAAUAUAGAUUGUAAGUAAUGCCCAUAUCGCAUAUAAGCAAGAAGCAUGCAAAAUGUAGUAUAGUAAUUACAAUGCCUUUUAAAUAAACUUAGUUCCCACUGUGAUGGAGCUUAGAAAUCAUUGAAAACCUACAUGUUUUGCUAAUUGUUAGUUACUAAUUAUUUAAUAAUGACUGACACAACAAAGAGAUGAGGAACAUUCCAUAAUGUUAGUGUGAAAAUACAACGAAAUUAAGUCUUAUAGGACUUACUGUUAAAGAAUUAUACAUACUGAGCUGUUAUAUAAAACAAUAUUGCCUAUGAAACACAUUCAUAAUGUGGCCAGCUUUUUAUUAUUCAUUACACACUUAUCAAAUAAGUAAAUAAGUAGUUUUCAUGUAUUGUACAUGGUUUUAAUUUUUAACGAUUAAAUUAUCAGCAUAAAUAUUGUUAUCGAGAUUAAACCAGUUUGGUGGACAUUGUUUGGUGGGUGUUGUUGAUAAUGGGUAAUGUCAUUAUGGGAUGUUUAUGCAGUGCCAAAUAGUAGCAGCUACAUAGGAGCCUUUAGUUCAAAUUCCUUUAUUUGAAAGUCAUAUUGGAAAUAAGUAUGUUCUCCAGAAUGUAGCAAUUUGACAUCAUUGCAAAAUGGUAUAUGCUUACUCACUUGGCUUUGUCACUAUUUGCUAGAAAACUUCAAUCAACUUGAUAGAUGUAGCAUAAUGAGCUACUACAAUUUAACACAUUCCAUAAAUUGUGAUUUAAUCCCUAUAAACAUAGAAUAAGCACUGUAUUAAAAAUAUUUGACAAUAUAUACUUACAUAGGUACUGUAGCAUAUUCACAAUAUAAUCUCGCGGUGACAUUAUCGAUUUUGAUUAUAUGUAGUAUUUUUUGUUAUUGUAUAUGUUUACAGUUAAAUACUUAUCUAGUCAUUAUUAUAUAAAAAUAAUAGCUAUCGCUAGUUAAUUAAUGCACUUUAUUUAAUAUCACUCACAUAUCCAGUUAUAUAGAUUUGUCCACGACGUAUAUAAGUAUUUAGUCGAUUAUUAUUGUACAAAUAAUAUAUUUUGAAUUAUGUGUAUGCAUGAAAUGUAAAGUUGCUAACUUGAUAGUGCAGCAAAUCGAAAGAAUUACGUCUUGGGUUAAAUUAGACCAAACUUUUGUUCUGAUUAGAUUGAUCUGAUUUCCUUCUGCAUAAUUUUACUAAAGAUAUUUUCGAAUUCUGUUUGCAGUCACUGUAGCCAUUUAGGCCAAGAUAUUCCUUGUUUUGCGAAAGUAAAAUUUACAUAAUGGUUAUAGUACAUUAAGUUUAGCCUGUGAUGUACCUAUUUUAAAUGUUCUUUUAGUCAAAUGAAACUAUAAUAAAAAUGUUCAGUCACAGCAAGUGUUAACUGGGAUGCAAUGUUUGAAAAAAAAUGGUCAAGUACUAAACCAGUAAAAUGAUUUAAAAGAUAAUAAUGUUAUAUUAUUUAACAUAUGUGAUUGUUUCGAAUCAGUACUAAAUCAUAAGCUUAUUAUUAAUGUUAUAUUCUGUUUGAAUGUAUAUCUAAUGACAUUUCAAUAUUGUGCACAUAAGUUGAUAAUGUAUUUGCACGUUUACUUACGAAUAUUUGCUUAUUGGCAGAAUCUAUAAAGUAUCGUAUUUAUAGAGAUAAAAUUGUUGAACACUGAAUUGUUAUAGCUGGACCAAAGUUGUUUCGUGUUGAUUGACGUAAGUUAACAGUGUAGUAAGUGUACUUGUCUAUUUUUCGUACUCUUGUCUUUUCAACUAUCCUAAUUUUCUAUACACUUGGUACAGUUCGCGCCAAAUAAGUUUGCAUCUCUGAAGUUAGCUAAUUGAUUCCUUGCGUUUUCGAGUAACAUUCCUUGUCUUAUGUUGGCUACUAGUGACUUCUCUAUAUAAAAAAAAAAAUACGAUAAAACACUAGUGCGCCUCCGUGAGGCCGCAAAUAGUUAACUUCAGAGACGCAAAAUUAUUUGGUGCGAAGUUUAAUUGCAAUGAACGCUAUACUGGGUACAAGAUCUGUAUACGUGCAACAAAUGUAAUCUUGUCUUUCAUCUAUAAAUAUAUAGGGUGCAUAUAUGAAUUUCUCAGUAUGCAAGAUUUUUUUUUGAACUGAUUUGUUUUUAGAAAUGCCUCUAUCAAAUUACUAUUUUCUUUGUCACUGAUUACUAUCUCUUUUACUGUAAAGCACUUUAAUUGGUGUUAAGAUUUGCAAAUGAGAUGGGUACUAAAUAGCACCGGCUUUUCUGAAAUGUGAGCUUUAAUAGCUCUUAUUUAAUUUUGUCAAUCAUAGGACACAGAAAGCAUAGUGACCCCUGUGAAUAUAAUUACAGCUUUACUUAAAGGACAUAAAAACAUAUAUUUAUAAUAAAUAGAUUAUUCUCCUUCUUUCGCCCUGUACGAACUAUAUUUGGAAUAUUUGUUGAUAUGUAUGUCUAAAAUGCUAGGUUGGGUUAGAUGUAGAGUAAUUUGUAGUGGAGUUUCGCCAACAGCUUAAAAUUAAAUCACUAGCCUAGUAUGAACAUAAUUGUGAAGUCGAAUUAACAGAUCCCUUGCCAUUUUCUAUGACUUGUAAGGUAAAUGGCGCUUCAAAGAGCAGUAUGUAGGUACUCGUCCAUUUGGAGGGUACCUAUAAAAAUAUUUGAAUUUUUUGAUGCUUCCAGUGGCUUAAGCUCUAUGUUUGACCACUGGGUCUAUCUUUUUACCUUCCAAUUUUCAUGAAUUUAAAUUCUCUUGACUCUGAAGUUUCAAUAAACUGUACCGUCUUUAGAUAUCUACAUAAAUUUAAAUAGCAUGACUAAAGUAUGGAUUUAGGAAUCGUAGUUCUGGUAGCUAGAUUUUAGUGAAGUUCUAUAAUCAACGAAGGAUCAACAUAGUAUAAUCAAAAAUAGUGUUUUAUAUUGUAAAGGUACAUUGAGUGAAUGGUAACAUGAACGAAUUCCAUCAUUACUGUAUACUACCUGGAAGAGUCAGCCAUAAAUGAAAUUAAGCUCGAGUUACAUUUUAGCACUUGCUUUUAGUUAGGAUGACGUAACAUCAGAACGUAUUAUAGAUUUUUUGAUACAAGUUUCUACAUUAUAAUUACUGCAAAUAAAAUAUUACGUUUCUUAUAACAUUGCUGGCUUCGUCUGCUCUUCUCCUUAUCUUCGAAAAUGGUGCCCAAUGUAUGACACGGCAAUAAUAAUAUAGGAAGUAGGUAAUAGGAUAAUUAUCAGCAUCCCUUUUGCAAUCUAACCGAUUAUAUUUAGAACGCAUAGAAAUCCAAAAUUUUACUAGAAGUAUGACUUUAAACCUAGUUCAAGUAUUGCUUAAGUUAUCUGGUAAUUAUUAUUUUGACUAUAGUUUGACGAUUUUUAUUCGUGCAACUUUGUUACCAGUUGAGUACCUACAUCAUUCACUGAAUACUUUGGGUUACAUUAAAUUUUAGGGUAGUCGGAUAGAAGCACCUCAUUUCGUUCAAAUUUAGUUGGGGUUGGUCAGAGUAAACUGAUACGUUUCCUGGUCACCCCGACGGAGGUCGAUGUUCUAGUCAAAUUGUACAUAUUGUAUUGUUUUGUUUUAAUGUUAUAUUAUACUGAGGUUGCGAAUGUUUGUUGACCAAAAGCAGUGUAGGUGGUAAGCGUCUAUUUAAAAUCAAGACUAGAAAUUGCUUAAUAUCUUCUUAAUACCGUAAAGAUUAUUUAUGCUUAUAUGUUUCCAAUUAUGUAUUUAAAUAUUUUAAAUUGAUCUUGUUUGUGACACUUCUCACUAAGGCAUCACGAAAAUAAAAAAAAUAAACAAA